UUUAAUAUUUAUUUUAUUUUAGUUUCUUUAAAUAAUUAAUUAUAUUAACAUUUUAAUUAUAUAGAGUAGUAAUUAACUAUUAAAGUUUGAAUUAUUAUAAUAAUUAUUACUAAUAUUAUAUUAUUUGUUAAUUUAUAUCACAAUUUACCAAAAUAUUGUAUUAUAAAGCGAUCAAAACAACACCUGCAAUCGGCCGGUAAACAAGAGUGCACGUGCGCUCUCCCCACCUAAGUUAGAAAGUUGUUUUGAUCGCCUUAUAAAAGCGCUUGCUGUCUGUAUCUGUGAUUCAUUCGUGUUCGAACCUUGGUCGAAUAAACAUCGCUCACAAGUAUCUGUUCUAUUUAUUCAUGGAUCGUCUUCGAACCCCAACAUCAGAAGAAGCGGAUGACUACGCCCCUGACCUGCUCCCUGGCAGAUCCUCACCAACUCUACCAUGUGAAACAACUACACAAACCUCUUCAUCAUCAAAGGCUGCUCGCAACACCAACAAUGAACAAUCCAAUGACUUCACACUUCUUCGACUUCAAGUUCAACUAUUACAACAACUUCUUGACCAACGGAAACCAGCUCAAUCAAUGACGCCGAUCCAGAAAUUAAGCGAGAUCUACUUACCUGAUUUCGACCCUGAUGAGUGUCGACUGACUGUUGAAGAAUGGUGCAAGCAAGUUGAUUCACUAAUCAAUCUUCGAGGAUUUUCUAUGACUACAGCAAUGAUGAAGGGAUUGUCAUGCCUACGAGGACGUGCUAAGCUUUGGGCCGAUACUAAUGCACAUAAACAUGCAACAUGGACUGAAAUAAAAGAUGAGCUACACGCCCAGUUUAAGGCAGAAUCCCGUUAUAUUCAUUUUGUCAACAAAUUCCGUGAUUAUACGUCUUAUGAUGCAAAAAAUUACGCCGAGUACGUCAGCGAAGCUUGGCGCCUCUUCUCAAGGAUUUCUCCGAACGCUCCAGAUGAUUUGAUGGUUGAAGCCGUCAUAUCAGGAAUCCGCCCGAAAUUCAUCCAAGCGGAACUGCUGCGGUCAACUCCUAAGUCUCAAGCUGAACUGAUUGCCAGUCUACGUAACUAUAGAAAACGACCAGCUGAGUUUUCAUCAACAAAUGAACCUUAUGCAAAACAACCACGCAACGAAUUUACAUGCAACAAGUGCGGAAAACCAGGCCACAGAGUUCGAGACUGCAAAUCCAUCUACUGCGAGUUCUGUAAGCGAGCAGGACAUCUGUUGAAGGAUUGUCGCUCCAAACCAACUACUCCGAUGGCAGCUAACAAGGGAGGAUCUCAAGCAAACCUGGUACGGCGCGCGACACCCGGCAGCACGGAAAUCAACAUUGAUUGAAUGUGUCUCCGCUCAGAGCACGAGCUGUUCAUCAGAAUGGCCGUGAUAGCGUUUUAAUAUUUAUUUUAUUUUAGUUUCUUUAAAUAAUUAAUUAUAUUAACAUUUUAAUUAUAUAGAGUAGUAAUUAACUAUUAAAGUUUGAAUUAUUAUAAUAAUUAUUACUAAUAUUAUAUUAUUUGUUAAUUUAUAUCACAAUUUACCAAAAUAUUGUAUUAUAAAGCGAUCAAAACAACACCUGCAAUCGGCCGGUAAACAAGAGUGCACGUGCGCUCUCCCCACCUAAGUUAGAAAGUUGUUUUGAUCGCCUUAUAAAAGCGCUUGCUGUCUGUAUCUGUGAUUCAUUCGUGUUCGAACCUUGGUCGAAUAAACAUCGCUCACAAGUA
Molecule: messenger RNA, 1717 nt
Organism: Ostrinia nubilalis (European corn borer)
Lineage: Eukaryota; Metazoa; Arthropoda; Insecta; Lepidoptera; Crambidae
Exons: 2
Coding region: 348-1334 (328 amino acids)
Molecular function (GO): zinc ion binding; nucleic acid binding
Source: RefSeq, a predicted model, not a curated record